Molecule: messenger RNA, 723 nt
Organism: Capsicum annuum
Lineage: Eukaryota; Viridiplantae; Streptophyta; Magnoliopsida; Solanales; Solanaceae
Exons: 1
Coding region: 1-723 (240 amino acids)
Source: RefSeq, a predicted model, not a curated record
AUGGAAAAGCAGUUCUUUGUCAAAGUUACAUGGUGUAACAUGUUACAACAUGGAUUUUCACUACACAUAAGUGAGAAACUCAACAAGAAUUUCAAGAAAGUUGUUACAACAGACAAGGUAAAAGGUUCAAAAACAAGUGAGUUAUUUUGUUCAAGAUUUGACAUUUGUUGGGAUCUUUCUAGUGCAAUGUAUGAUGAAGGACCUGAACCGAUCACCGGGUACUUUGUGAAGGUCCUAGUGAAUUCUGAGAUGGGGUUGAGUCUUGGUGAAAUGGAGCAUGACAACGAGGCGAAAAAUUUGAAUGUUGAUGAUACAUUUUCAAGAUUUGUAUUGGUUUCAAGAAGUGAACAUUACUCAGGAUGUUCAGUUUUUGCUACUAAGGCAAAGUUUUGUGACAGUGGAACAUGUCAUGAUAUACUGAUCAAGAAUUCAUCUGCUAUGUUGUUUGUAUCGAUCGAUAAGAAGAGUGUGAUACAAGUUAAGAGAUUACAAUGGAAUUUUCGCGGUAAUCAGACAAUUUUUCUGGAUGGAUUGGUUGUUGAUUUGAUGUAUGAUGUUCAUGAUUGGUUGUUUAAUACAAAAACAGGAUGUGCAAUGUUCAUGUUUAGGACAAGAAGUGGUUUGGAUAGUAGAUUGUGGCUUGAAGAGAAGAAUUUGGAACAAAAAGAUGAAGAGAAAGUUGGAUUUUCUUUGUUGAUUUGUGCUAGUAAGAAUCCUGAUUGA